AUGAAUCGUUUUAUUGUAAUAACGGUGUUGGCAACAACAGCCUUAUGUCUGGCGCAAGAGGAACAUUAUACUGAUCGUUUUGAUGGCGUCAAUGUUGAUGAGAUCACAGCUAACAGGAGACUGCUGGUGCCUUACGUCAGGUGUGUGCUGGAUCAGGGCCGAUGCACAGCUGAAGGCAAGGAGCUGAAGUUACAUGUAAAGGAUGCUAUGCAAACCGCUUGCAAAAAAUGUACAGAUAAACAAAAAGAGGGAGCCAGAAAAGUAGUAAAUCACAUAAGAGAGAAAGAGUUGGAAUAUUGGGAACAGUUGAUAGCCAAAUAUGAUCCUACAGGUGAAUAUAAGCCGAUAUAUGAACCUUUUCUUGCUGGAGUAGAACCAACAGAAAUAAAUAUUGCCAACAAUUCAACUGAAGCAACUGAUGUACAGACAACCGAUUUAGUUGGAGAAAUAAACCCAAAUGAACCUGUACCAAUUGAACAAAAGAAUGCUGAUUUAGUGGAAACAAUAAAAACUGAAUCAUUGGAAAUUAAAAAAGCCGAAUCAGUUCAAGACACUAAAACUGAUUUAAUACAUGAAUGA
This is a messenger RNA of Diatraea saccharalis (sugarcane borer), 579 nucleotides long. The record is from the annotation of a GenBank genome assembly. NCBI's taxonomy places the organism in Eukaryota, Metazoa, Arthropoda, Insecta, Lepidoptera, Crambidae.